Molecule: messenger RNA, 1180 nt
Organism: Abrus precatorius (Indian licorice)
Lineage: Eukaryota; Viridiplantae; Streptophyta; Magnoliopsida; Fabales; Fabaceae
Product: PHD finger protein ALFIN-LIKE 4-like
Exons: 5
Coding region: 215-967 (250 amino acids)
Biological process (GO): regulation of DNA-templated transcription
Cellular component (GO): nucleus
Molecular function (GO): transcription cis-regulatory region binding; histone binding; transcription coregulator activity
Source: RefSeq, a predicted model, not a curated record
UCGCUCACACACACACAAAUUGCUUUUCUCCGUCUUCCCUCUCUUUUUCUGCUCCUUACCGGAAAUGCCACUUUCUGCUUCUCGCAGUCUUCUCUGAUAAUCCAUCUCUCUCCCUCUCCGCAAAUUACCUUAUUCUCUCUCUCUCUCUCUCUACAUCUCUUUGUGUUUCACAUUUUUCCAUUGUUGAAGGAGAGAGCUCCUUAGUUGUAGGGUCAUGGACGGUGGAGCGCAGUACAACCCUCGCACCGUCGAGGAGGUUUUCAGGGACUUCAAAGGACGAAGAGCCGGCAUGAUCAAGGCUCUAACCACUGAGGUUGAAGAAUUUUACCAGCAGUGCGAUCCUGAAAAGGAUAAUCUUUGUCUGUACGGAUUCCCCAAUGAACAAUGGGAAGUUAAUUUACCUGCGGAGGAAGUUCCACCAGAACUUCCUGAGCCUGCAUUGGGUAUAAACUUUGCUAGGGAUGGGAUGCAAGAUAAGGACUGGCUGUCUUUGGUUGCUGUUCAUAGUGAUGCAUGGUUACUUGCAGUGGCUUUCUACUUCGGGGCGCGAUUUGGUUUUGAUAAAGCUGACAGGAAACGCCUGUUCACUAUGAUUAAUGAUCUACCGACAAUAUUUGAGGUUGUGACUGGAAGUGCCAAAAAACAUGCCAAGGAAAAGUCAUCCGUUUCAAACCACACCGACAACAAAUCAAAAGCCAGUUCAAAAGGGCGAGGAUCUGAAUCAGGGAAGUAUUCCAAACAAGCAAAGGACGAGGAGGAUGAGGGAUUGGAUGAAGAUGAGGAGGAGCAUGGGGAGACAUUGUGUGGCGCAUGUGGGGAGAACUAUGCAUCUGAUGAGUUCUGGAUUUGUUGUGACAUAUGUGAGAAGUGGUUCCAUGGCAAAUGUGUGAAGAUCACUCCUGCCAGGGCUGAGCACAUUAAGCAGUAUAAGUGUCCCUCAUGCAGCAACAAGAGAGCACGGCCUUGAUAUAAGCUGAGAUGUGGGUCAGUUCUCACUCCUUGUAAUUAAAUCGUGUUGGACUUCUAACUUGUCAUUAGCUUAGGCUUCCUUUGCGAUGCCAUGAUGAUGAGGCAUAUGUAUUCAGUACUUUGGGUCUUGUGAACUUGAUAGUGGAGAUAUUUUUUAAUAUUUGAUAGUUUGCAGGUUCUGGACAUGUCUCCAACCUUCAUCCUUUUCUGG